Messenger RNA from Theobroma umbraticum, 2372 nucleotides. Its product is annotated as WAT1-related protein At4g08300-like. Gene Ontology annotation, cellular component: membrane. The record is from RefSeq and is a predicted model, not a curated record. Gene Ontology annotation, molecular function: transmembrane transporter activity. Lineage: Eukaryota; Viridiplantae; Streptophyta; Magnoliopsida; Malvales; Malvaceae.
UCUUAGUCAACAAAUCAGAUAAAGCUCCUUUUUCUGAGUUAAAGCGCAAGAUGAGUGACCAAAUCUCCACCGGACCUUUAAGUGCAAUGUUCAAUAAGGCAAAGCCUUAUUUCCUUAUGGUAUGCUUGCAAUUUGGUUCAGCUGGGAUGUACAUAAUCAGCAUGGCUUCACUGAUCCAUGGCAUGAACCGUUACGUGCUGAUUGUGUAUCGUAAUGCCAUUGCUGCACUUGUACUUGCACCUUUUGCACUGCUGCUUGAGAGGAGAAGAAGGCCGAAGAUGACAUUCCCAAUCUUCUUACAAAUAAUGACCUUGGGAUUUCUAGAGCCAAUCCUUGAUCAAGGCUUCGCUUACUUGGGAAUGAAAUUCACAUCAGCAUCAUUUACAUCUGCAAUUAUGAAUGCUGUUCCCUCUGUCACUUUUGUUAUUGCAAUCAUUCUGCGAUUAGAGCAUGUUAAGAUCAAGGAAGUACGCAGUCAAGCGAAGAUCAUCGGGACCAUUCUAUCCCUUUCAGGAGCUUUACUUAUGACACUUUACAAAGGCCCAAUAAUCGAUCUAAUAUGGUCGAGAAAAACAAGCCACCAUGUAAGCAGCGGCGACUCGUCUGAUAGCCACUGGAUAGCUGGGACACUAUUAAUCCUUGUAGGUUGUGUUGCCUGGUCCUGUUUCUAUGUUCUGCAAUCAAUUACCAUAAAGAAAUACCCAGCAGAAAUCUCUCUCUCCUCCUUGAUAUGCUUGGCGGGUGCUAUCCAAAGUUUGGCAAUUGCCCUAGUUGUAGAGCAUCGCCUUAGUGGAUGGGCAGUAGGCUGGGACUCUAGGCUUUUUGCUCCACUGUACACUGGAAUAGUUAGCUCUGGAAUUGCAUACUAUGUGCAAGGCCUGGUCAUGAAAACAAGAGGGCCAGUAUUUGUCAGUGCCUUCAACCCUCUAUGCAUGAUCAUUGUUGCUGCUCUCGGAUCUGCGAUCCUUGGCGAGCAAAUUCACCUUGGAAGGUAUUCUGAUCCAUCUUUCCAGCACCAUACUAAAUCAUAUCAUUUUUUUGUACAACUCCAUAAAGAAAAAAUAAUGGAAUUCAUUAGUCCUCAACCAAAAGCAACUUCGGCAAGCACUUUUAGACAUUUUUCUGCCUAUAAGAAGGCCGUUUCUCAUAUCCGUGUUGGCAGCCUAAGAGUAAGUACUCAAGGGAAAACAGAGAAAGAGAGAGAGAGAAACAUGGGAGACCAAACGCCAUGUGCAGCAUUGUCUAACAUGCUGAACAAAGUGAAACCAUACCUGGCAAUGGUCUCCCUGCAAUUUGGAUAUGCAGGGAUGUACAUAAUCUCCAUGGUUUCUUUGAAGCAUGGCAUGAGUAAUUUCAUCCUUGCUACGUACCGUCAUGUUGUCGCAACCAUUGUCAUUGCACCCUUUGCCUUUGUCCUUGAAAGGAAAAUAAGGCCAAAGAUGACCCUCCCUAUCUUCCUCAGGAUUGUGCUUCUUGGUUUCCUGGAGCCAGUACUUGACCAGAACUUGUACUAUCUCGGAAUGAAGUACACCACAGCAACAUAUUCAUCUGCUUUCGUCAACAUGCUUCCUGCUGUUACCUUCAUACUGGCAAUGAUUUUCAGGUUAGAGAAGAUCAAUGUGAAGAAGAUACAGAGUCUAGCAAAGAUCAUUGGAACUGCAAUCACGGUGGUAGGAGCAAUGGUCAUGACUUUGUACAAAGGUCCCAUUAUUGAUUUCAUCAAGUCAGGAGGAGCUACCCACCAUGGAACCACCACUGAAUCUGCAGAUAGGCACUGGGUUACUGGGACCAUAAUGCUUCUGGGAAGUAUAUUUGGCUGGUCUAGCUUCUUCAUUUUGCAAUCUUUCACGUUGAAGAAGUACCCUGCAGAGCUCUCUCUUACAGCUUGGAUAUGUUUCAUGGGAAUGGUGGAAGGUGCAGGAGUGUCCCUUAUCAUGGUCCGUGACUUCAGUGCCUGGAAAGUAGGCUGGGACUCAAGGCUUCUUGCUGCAUCUUACUCUGGAAUAGUGUGCUCCGGAAUGGCAUAUUAUGUGCAAGGAGUCGUCAUCAGGGAACGAGGGCCAGUUUUUGUAACAUCUUUCAGCCCUCUGUGCAUGAUCAUCACUGCUGCGCUGGGGGUUAUUGUUUUAGCUGAAAAAAUCCACCUUGGAAGCAUACUUGGAGCCAUUAUCAUAGUCUCAGGUCUUUACUCUGUGGUGUGGGGUAAAAGCAAAGAUCCGAAAAACUCAGAAACAGAUGAGAAAAGCAUUGCCCAGGAAUUGCCAAUCACAAACAAUGCUAGAUCAAUCAGGGUUGAUGAUGGCAUUGAUGGACCUGCCAAAAUUGUUAAUAUUCCAGCUUCAAAGAGCCCCUUAAGUACUCAUGGAACAUAA